GUCAUAUAAGUUUGCGGGGGUCUGCCAUGGUGGAGUUAAUUCAAAUGCAUGUGUUCAUCUUCUUGAUUUUACUCAGUUUCAAUUCGUUUCGUGUGUCAGGAAACGUAGGAAACAUUUGGGGAUAUCAAGAUGGCGUACCCCCGCAAAGUUGGCCAAGAUUGUACCCAGAAUGUUCCGGGAGAAAACAAUCACCUAUAAACAUUGAUACAAGACAAGUUGUUCUCGAUACCAAACUCGAACCGUUUGAUUUCAGUAACAUCAACACUAUACACGACUCAAGAAUGACAAUUGUGAAUCAUGGAAAAACAGUUGAGGUAGAAGUUUUGGAUGACAAUUGUUUUAUCACUGGAGGAGGGUUACACGGGAGACACAUAGUAAAACAGUUCCACUUCCACUGGGGAAAUGCUGAUCACAGGGGCAGUGAACAUGACGUUAAUGGCAAGCAGUUUCCAAUGGAGAUGCAUAUAGUGUCCUACAGUUCCAGGUUUCGACAGUAUAAAGAUGCUUUGAACUCGACAGGAGCUUUAGCGGUCAUUUCUUUCUUAAUUGACAUUGGCGGUGCUAACACCAUGUUUGAUGAGAUAUGUGAUUGUUUUGCUCAAAUAAUCCGCGAAGAUGAUAAUGUAACAAUGCCAAUAUUUUCUAUGACGUCACUGUUUCCGUCACCACAUGAUGUGUACUACAGGUAUUACGGUAGUUUGACGACGCCACCAUGCCUCGAAAGUGUUAUAUGGACUGUAUUUAAAUCACCUAUUUCUAUUUCAAAACAACAGAUAAAUUUAUUCCGUUUUCUUGGAAACCGUCAUAUAAACAAACAUCGUGAUUUAGCUGACAAUUUUAGGCCAUUGCAAGCUUUAUAUGGCAGAAAAGUAUAUACCAACAACAUACGUGGAAUGCCUUUAGGAAGAGGCCCUAGGGCGAAGGCGCGCAUUGUGAAAAUAACUAAAUCAAGGUACAAAGGUGUCAAACUACGACGCAAGGUGACAAAGAAAAGCAAACGACAAUUCAACCUUUCUUCAAAUCGUAAGACAAACAUUCGAGAUUUUUUUCCUAAUACAAACAUUAUGACAGCUCGCAAUAAAAAAUCAUUGGAUAAAUAUAUCAAUAAACUAUCAAAUCAGCUGAAAACAGAACUACGUGGUGUCAAUGGAGAUAAAAUAGUAAACAGAAAUCAGUUACGGAAUCUGUCCCCUAUUUAUACUCUGUACGACAAGCAGGUGAUCCGGAUUCCGCACACCAACAAGCUAUUUCUAACAAACAAAUACGGUAUCAACAGUAACAGGUACCACAAAUCCAAGAAAGUUCAGCAAAGACGAAAAUACAGUUCUAUGAUACAACAACGUACACAUGGUUAUUAA
This is a messenger RNA of Mytilus trossulus (common blue mussel), 1358 nucleotides long. Its product is annotated as carbonic anhydrase 2-like. Gene Ontology annotation, biological process: one-carbon metabolic process. Gene Ontology annotation, cellular component: plasma membrane. The transcript has 9 exons. NCBI's taxonomy places the organism in Eukaryota, Metazoa, Mollusca, Bivalvia, Mytilida, Mytilidae. The record is from RefSeq and is a predicted model, not a curated record. Gene Ontology annotation, molecular function: carbonate dehydratase activity; zinc ion binding. Bases 27 to 1358 code for a protein of 443 amino acids.